Portunus trituberculatus (swimming crab) is the source of this 5042-nucleotide messenger RNA. RefSeq names its product dynein axonemal assembly factor 4-like (gene Dnaaf4). Gene Ontology annotation, biological process: cilium movement; inner dynein arm assembly; outer dynein arm assembly. Lineage: Eukaryota; Metazoa; Arthropoda; Malacostraca; Decapoda; Portunidae. The transcript is spliced from 9 exons. The record is from RefSeq and is a predicted model, not a curated record. Gene Ontology annotation, molecular function: protein binding. The coding region runs from base 317 to 1807 and encodes 496 amino acids.
AAAUCACUGUAGGGAGACAAGAAGCGUGAUCUUGGACGAUAAAAAGGCGCACAACAUCGUUACAUCGGUCGCCGAGGCAACACUCAGUAAACAACACAAUGGCGGCCAGUGACUCACAUCCAGUCCUUCCCUCCAGCCAGAUGUCCGUGUUUUCUGAUGUGUGUGCCAUGUUCCUUGCAUUUGGGUAAAGCAGUUGGUGGUCUUCUGAUCAGCCAACUGCUCUGUUUGGACCCCCAGCCUGCAGCUCCAUAGCCCUACUACCCCCACUCUCUCCCAUUUAAGAGCUUAAGUACAGCAAGUCUCCUCACCCAUCACUAUGCCCAUCUGUGUCUCGGAUUACACGUGGCGGCAGACACUGGAGAGGGUGACUCUGAUCCUCAACCUGCACCACACCAGCCCCAAGAAGGUGGAUGUGGUCACUACCAGCUCCUACCUGAAGGUGAGCUUCCUGCCUUACAUGUGUGAAGUGUUCCUGUGCCACAUGAUCAAAGUGGACCAGAGCUCAGCGUGCAUCUUGAAGGGCUGCCUGGAACUCACUCUCAUGAAAGCUGUGCCACAGAUGUGGAAGGAGGUGGGCCUGAAGCUCAACAAGGAGGAGAUGGCUCUAAAGAGGCAGGAGGCAAUCAAAGACAUGGAGGAGGAGGAGAAAAGAAAGACCAGCAAAAGAAAAGAGGAAUGCAUCAAGAGAGAGAGGUUUGCUGUGUCACACCAGAUUGAAGUGGAUGACCAGACAAGGGCAGAACGCAGCAGGAUGGUGGAAAAGGAAAAGACAGAGUUUUUCAAGGCAGGAAGCCCUCAUGAAGGCAACAAGCACUUGUCAGGAACACUUCCCAUUCAGAACAUGGGCAAUGGACAGCCAGAGAACCAUAACAAACCUGAGGCUGGCAAGCUGUCGCCUGAGGAACACAAUACUGAGUGUCUGAAGGAAGACCAGGAGGGGCAGACACUGAGGGGGCGAGCCAGCAGCACAUGCUCUGAGGAGGGCACAGAGGCCACCCAGGAGGCUGACUAUGAUGGUGAUGGAGAAGACAGCAUCUACUACUCCUCCACUGAGAACCUUCACCGCAUGGAUCGUGGCGCACGGCGGGACAAGGUGGAGGCGGCAAACCGCAGGCAGAAGAAAUGGAAUGCCAAUCGUAAGGCAACAGCAAGGGAGAAAGAGAGCAAGAAGAGGAGCAGCCCGACUGUGCCUCCUGUGCGGUGUGGUGGCACCAUCAACAUGACCCACACCCAAAGAGUCUUCCCCUCACCUGCCAGGGAAUCAACACACCCUGAGGAGCAGCAGUGGCUGGAGGCUCAGUCAGGUGCAUCACCUGGCCAGCAGGACACAGGAGGCAGCUCAUCACAGCCCAAUGAGGAGCACUUCAAGAAAAAGGCUGUGACUUUGUUUAGCAGUGGUGACUACCAGGGAUGUGCCAACGCCUGCACGGAGGGCCUGAGGCUGAACCCUUCCUCCCCAGCCUUCUACAGCAACCGUGCCGCAGCUCACCUUGCCCUCAGGAACCUCCACCACACUGUGAAGGAUUGCUCCAAGGCACUGGAACUCCUCAUUCCACCCACACAAGACAACAGCAAAUCUCGCCUUUUGUGUCACAUUCGGCGAGGCACAGCUCUAGUCCACCUCUCCUUGCUGUCUGAGGGCUUGGCAGACUACCAGGCAGCACUACAGCUCAGCCCUGAAAACAAGGCACUGAGGAAGGAUGCAGAGAGGAUUCAGAACAUGUUGAUGGCUUCCACAGACUCCAACGAAGACAGUGGCUGUGAAGCAGGAGGGGAGAGAUGUAGAAGCAGCUCCAACAGUCCCUAGCAUGGUUGAGGCAGGUUCUUCUCUCUUUAACUAUGCAGGGGAGAAGGGGUUGUGUUGUGCUGAUAAAGUGGUAAUGUUUGGUGGUUGAGAGAUGGAGGUAAAAAUCUCAAGUUGAAGUGGAGAUAUUUUAUUGUCUGUGGAGCUGUAUUGGGAUUGUGAUUAAUGUUCUUUUAUUACCUUUCCCACCAUCUGUUGCUAUCCACUUCUCAAUAUACUUUUGAGUCUCACUUUCAUAUAUGAUUCUCAAGUUCAACUGUUUUAUAUGCAGUCUCAUUUUUGCCUUCAUCCUCUCUGUUUCUCUCACCAUACAUUGUAGGAAUCCAACAGUGUUUCUCCACACAACCCAUUCUUUUAUCUCAUUUUCCAUGCCUCCAAGAUGAACAAACACGUACCAUCUCCAAUCUUUCCAUGGUAUUCCUAAUUGAUUGUUCUUUAUGAUGCUUCUUUUGCCAUCAGAGUCUUUGCUGGUACCUCGCCAUUGGGAAUUGCUGGACCACUAGUUUCUUUAUUUAGCAGGACCAUUGACCAGUAGUAGGCUCCUGUCUGGUCAUAGCCAUUUCUGUUGUCAUUAUAGAGGUAACAUGCCCCCCAGCUGUCAUUCCCUAUCCUGAUUUGUGAAGAUUGUCACUCCCCAGUCACCUGCAUGAAGGUGGUGAGCUGUGGAAUGUUGAGUUCCUCUGAUUCAUUCUUGGUGGUAAUACAUUCACCCACCUACAUGAUGUGUUGUCAGUCAUUUGUCCAGUAUUAUAUAUAAGUAAUGAAUAAGUAAUCUCAGGCUUCACAUCUGAAAUGGGCACAAUUCUUAGGUUACUAGUUAUCUCUCAUGAAUACUUUGUUAAUCUACUGAGAACCUCUAUUAUGCUGAAUCAUUGAAGGCUGUAAAGCUGUGUAAGCUGUAGUAUUGCCAAAGAGAAGGAGAAUUGUAUCUGGAAUGUUUUUAAAGUUUAGAAGAACUUUGUUGAAAAGAAUAUUGUAAUUGAGCUUUCUGCAGCCAUUCACUCUUGAGACACUUCACUUGCUUCAUUGUGUGCACAUUUCACAGAUAGUAAUAGUAAAUGAGACAGUUGUGUUCAGUGUUUCGUUUGACACUGGUGAAUCAAGGGAUUUUUUUCAACUAUUUUUUUUUGAGCAUUGAUAAGAGAGCAAUGUGAUAACGCAGACAAUAGAAGAAUGAAUGAUAUUGUGAUAAGUGGCUCGUUGCCUAGUGUGGUUUUCCUUGACAUAGUUUUUGUAUGUUUAUAUGUAGGUUAAGAUGAUCUACCUCAUAACUUUUGUACUCCAGACAAGAACCACAUGCUCAGUAGUCAGCAAGGUUGUCCCUGCUGCCAGGACACCCACAUGUACUGCAGUAAAGGUUCCUGGCAGUCAAAGGAACCAUCAAAGGUUCUCUCUGGUCCAAGCAAGCAUUAUGAGGUUGUCUAUGCCAAGACAUUGUGUGCCUAUGUGCUAGUCUGUCCCCCACAUGUUAUCGCAUUCUCAGCAUUAUUUACAGGGUAACUUAUAGACGAACGUGUUAAAAAUGUAUGUACGUACAUAUACAGGAGAGCAGUGACUUAUUGCGUAUAUCAUAUGCCUCUUGAAUCAGCCUGUCGUCUUAGUUGCUGUAGUUCUGAUCUUGAGACUAGUGCUUGGUAGUGUUGCAAAGACAAGUUUUGUGCCAUGUGAAUGCAGCUUAAGAAUACAUAGCCUCAAAUUCUAAUAUGUAUGAGCGUGUAUUAAAGACACUGUGCAAGCGUAAGCAAGCAAGCAUGCACACACACACACACACACACACACACACACACACACACACACACACACACACACACACACACACACACACACACACACACCACAAUACAUCGCAGCUGUUUAUUCCGUAUCACAUUGUCAUCACCAUCAUCAUCAGUAAAACAGUACCCAUUUAUGGAGUGCUUAUAAAUAAUAUGUAUAUGUCCAAGUAUAUAAUAUAUGUAUAUCUAUUGGUGUAGGUGAGUGGCCUGGUCUCAGCGUGGCAGCCUUCCAGAGUCUAGGCCUUGCUGUACACCAGAUGCACAUGUGACAGUGUGGCAAUUUUGGAAAUAUAUCCCAGCCAUCCAGAAGUGAAUGUUCUUUAUGAUAUUCUGAGUUUUUCUUCCUUCAGUACAGGAUAAAGGUUUAAUGAAGUAUAUGUGAUGAAACUGCAGAGACUGGUGUAGUGAAUGACAGGAAGCAGUGGACAGGGAAAGCCUUCAAGCCUGUCUUGUGAUAUAUUCUUGAUAAGCGAUGGUGACCUUUCUUUUGUCUCAUGCAUUCUCAUAUACCAAACCAAACUCUCUGUUGCAGUGUACACAUUUUUUACCAGUUUUUAAGUUAUUGCUUGAAAUUUUUAAGUUGUCCUACAUUUAGAACAUGCAUUCUCUUGCUAUCAGCUAACAAAAAUUAACAGUGUGUGCUUUGAUACGCUGCAGUAUGUUAUCUUAACAGUACGUUUUAACAACAUUGAUUUAAUGAAGCCUGUCAUACUUAAACCAGUGUUCUUUAUUGUGUUCUGAAAAUGUUCAGUGAUUUAAUGAAGCCUGUCAUACUUAAACCAGUGUUCUUUAUUGUGUUCUGAAAAUGUUCAAUUAAGUGUGUACGGUUUUAAGUGUUCAUUGUGGUGAAUUGUAUUUUUUUUUUUUUUUUUCCCAUGAAGCAUAGCUCAUACCUUUCAUUGUACUUAGUUCAUCAAUGUAUGGAUAGGUAAAAGUCUGUACUUGCAGAUCAGGAAAGAGAUCACAAGCAUAUGCAGCUGCAGUGCUUCAUACAGUUAUGCUUUGUGGCCCAGAAGUAACAGCACACAGCAUGGUGAUAGUGCACAGCCUGUGAGUGACUCCUGUCUGUCUUCACCCAGUGGUGUGACCAGUGGCAGUGAGUUCUUGAGUAUGUCAGUGAUCAAAACACUUCCGGACCAAUGGUAAUGAAACUCCUGACAGGUUGUGAUGUUUGUGUUAGGGUGCAGUGUUUCAAGAGAAUUUGCUGCACAUAUUGUGCAAAGAAAGAUACAUAGCUGUUGUUGGUAUUAGUUUAUUGUUUUAUAUAAAAAAAAAAUUAAAAAUGUAUAUAGUAUUAGAACAUACAGUCUCCAUUUUGAAGCAUCACAUUUGAAUUUUUAUGCACUUGAUAAUCAACUAUUUAAUUGCCUUCAAAUCAAAUUAUGUAAAUUAUAUAAAUAGGUGAGUGCUGUGAACAUGUGCAGUGCAGUAUUAUGGUAAUUAAAGCUUUACUUCAGCAUGAA